AUGGGUGACAACAACCAAUCAUCUUCUUCUGCUUCUGCGAACGCUCAACACGAAGAGGUUUGUUGAUUUUCAUGAAAAUUUUGGGAAAAAAACCUCAAUAGUUCUACAAAAAUGUUCACAAUCUAAAAAUUUUCAGGAACAACUAUUUUAUAUCGAAGAUGGAACGCUUGAAGCCACCGAACAAUUCGUGCGCUUUUUUUUGAGAUAUGAUGUUAGUUAAUUUUUUUGAUUCAUAUUUUAAUGUACUAUUUUCACAGGGCGUCAAUCCACAAUUUUGGUAUUUCUGUUUGAUAAAUGGUAGAUUGGAUAGAGAAGCUUAUCGAGCCACAACAUAUCUCAAAUUCGUGAGUUUCAGAAAACAAAUCAUAUAUUCUAUGAGAAAAAUUAGUUAUUUUAGAGUUUCCCAAGUUGGCUGUGAGUGUGGCAAGUGCGUUCUUGGAUUUGAAAUAAAUGAAAAGUAAUUUUGUUGAUUCAAUUUUUCAAACAAAAAUUUGUCGUCAAAUAAAUAUUUAAAAUAUGAAUGGGAUUGUUAGUUGCGAAAAAUUUACAGGAUUAAAUUCAAAAAUUCGAAGAAUUUUUUUUCUGUCUAACAAAUAUUUAUUGUUGGUAGAAAAAUUUCCAGACAACAAAAGCUCAAAAACAUACAUUUUCGUAUCUUUUUUGUCGGUAAUGUAUUCAUACACAUGUCUUCUCAUCCCUUCCUAUUUAUCAACAUGACCCGCCGGCUAUAAUAUAGUCUAUCAUCUUUGAUCUUUGAACUAAAAAACAAAAAAAGGUAGGAGGAGGAAAAGGACGCCAAAGUGGUAUUUUAAUCGAUAAAUGCUGGGAGAUUAGUAUUUUUUGUUAAUGUUGAUUGAGUUUUAAUUGCUUAUCUUUUUUUUUUUUGAAAUCUGAAAUUUUCUGAAAUUUUUGCUGCUAUUUAUUCUUCAAAAUUUUGUCUAUCAUGAUGCAGAUUUAUAACUUCUCUGAUUUUCUUUUUUUCAUACAAUGUUUUCCUAUGUAUAUCGUGUUUUUUUCAGAGAUCCACUACGAAAAGAAUGUCGGGACACCGAACGCUCUUCUCACAGAGAGCGUUCUUGUCCCGUCAGAAUAAUGUCAAUGAAAAUGAUCAUCACAUUCAACAAACAUUAUGGAUGGGGAAAGAAAUGGAUUUCAAUUGUUUGGAUGGUAUUGAAUAUACCUCCUGGAAGGCGGAUAUGAGAAAGUUGAUGGAGUGGAUGCAGCUCGGCCGGACGGGACAUCGAACGCUCUCCUUACAGAGAGCGUUUUUGUCCCGUCACAUUAAUGUCACUGAGAAAGCGUGAGUGAAAAAUUGACUGUUAACUCAAAAUUGAAUAUUCUUCUUACAGUUAUGCCAAGAUGUUAUCACGGAAGUUGAAGAAGUAGAUGAUGUGGCAGCUUAGUCGGACGGGACACCGAACGCUCUCCUUGCAGAGAGCGUUCUUGUCUCGUCAAAUCAACGUCUUUGAAAAAAAUCGAAUCGUAUAUAUUCGGGACGCUAUAAAGUAGCAAGCAUGGAAUUUGACGCUUUGAAAAAAUCAAUCCCUGGAAAUUUGGGCACGUUUUGCCACGCCGACGGAACUCUCAAUUAAAGAGUGAGUAAAAAAUUUACUGUCAAUUCAAAACUGAACAUUCUUCUUACAGUAAAAUUAUUGCCGAGCUAUUAUUACGGAUGUUGAAGAAGUAGAUGAGGAGUAUGAAACUCAGCCGGACGGGACACCGAACGCUCUCCUUACAGAGAGCGUUUUUGUCCCGUCAAAUCAACGUCAUUGAAAUUUGCCAACACAAUUCAAUCAACAUUGUUUUCGAUUGUUUGGUUGGUAUGGAAAAUGUCCCCUAAUUCGACACGACUUUGCGGGAAAGGCGGAUAUGAGGAAAAAGAUAGGUUGGAUGCAGCUCGGCCGGACGGGACAUCGAACGCUCUCUUUACAGAGAGCGUUCUUGUCCCGUCAGAUUAAUGUCAUUGAGAAAGCGUGAGUGAAAAAUUUACUGUGAACUCAAAACUGAAUAUUCUUCUUACAGUUUUGCCAAGCUUUUAUCACCGAUGUUGA
This is a messenger RNA of Caenorhabditis angaria, 2051 nucleotides long. NCBI's taxonomy places the organism in Eukaryota, Metazoa, Nematoda, Chromadorea, Rhabditida, Rhabditidae. The record is from the annotation of a GenBank genome assembly.